Cylindrotheca closterium is the source of this 480-nucleotide messenger RNA. The record is from the annotation of a GenBank genome assembly. NCBI's taxonomy places the organism in Eukaryota, Bacillariophyta, Bacillariophyceae, Bacillariales, Bacillariaceae.
AUGAUCAGCAACAACAAGGAAACUGCAACAGCACUUUCCUUAGGGAUCGUCGUUGGUUCUGUAGUAUCGUCAGCCAUAUUUGCCGCCACCAUCAAACGAAAGCCUCCCUCCACGGCCGCCGUUAUUGUUCGCGUUCCAGGAUUCAAAGAGUGGCGCAUGAGCAAAUGGAUCCAACACGACGGUAUUUUACGAACCCAAGGUUUGGUCGGUGACGUUUCCAAAGUACCUGGAUCCUCCACAGCCCAACAAACAUCGGAAGCUUUGGCCAAGUUGGAUGCCAUAUUACAAGAAGCCAAGGUUCCUCGCAAGAAUUUGUUGGCGGUGCGCAUUUACGUGGCCGAAUACACACCAGCCAAUUUGAAAGAAAUGAACGAUGUGUAUGACCAGUGGGUCGAUCCAGAAGGAUUGCCCACACGAAUUUGUGUGCAAGCGGGAAUGGGGAAUUUUGCUGUGGAAAUUCAAGCGGAGGCCUAUUAUUAG